CUUCACACUCAUCAAGAGGAGGAACGCUGCUGCAGACCAGCAAUGAAUAACACAUCUUGCAAGGCGAUCAGCUUUGUUUUUCCGCAGCAUUUUCUGCCUCCUGUCUUCAUCUUGGUGUUUAUUAUUGGACUGAUAGCAAACGGAUGGGGACUUAUGUCAUUGCGGCACAACUGGAAGAAACUGGGGUGUGUCAAUGUUUUUGUCCUCAACCUCGGGAUUUCAGACAUGCUGUAUCUGCUCACGCUCCCUUUUCUGAUUUCGCACUACCUUAACGGAAGUGAAUGGAUAUUUGGAGUAGUAUUCUGCAAGGUAACAAGAUUUCUCUUUAACCUGAACUUAUACUGCAGCAUCUGCUUCCUCACGUGCAUAAGUGUGUACAGGUACCUGGGAAUCGUACACCCAAUGAAGGUGAUGGGGAGAAUAACUGUGACACACUCUGUCAUUAUCUCGGUCAUUGUUUGGAUUUUUGUGAGCCUUCAAAGUCUUCCAGACAUGUUCUUCCCCAAAAAUGCAGAGAAUGUGACUUUACAAUGUUUUGAUACAACAGCUAAUGAAUAUGUUGAGCAGUACCUGCAGUACAGCCUCAGCUGGACGAUCAUUGGAUUCUGCAUUCCGUCUCUCAUCACGGUGGCCUGCUACGGACAUGUGAUCAUUGUCCUCUGCUGCAAGGAUAAUGUCGACAAAGUCCUCAAGCAAAGAAGCUUGAAACUGUUGAUCAUCUUGAUUAUUCUCUUCUCAAUCUGUUACAUCCCCUAUCAUGUGCUCAAGAACUUCAACCUCUGGUCAAGAGUUCUUUCCAAACACGGAAUAUUCCACAAAUGGUGUGACGGAGUCUACAUCGCUCAACGCAUAUGUCGUGGUCUUGUUUGCCUGAACAGUGCUCUCAACCCUCUGAUUUACCUGCAUGUAAAUGAGGAUAUUUACGCUCAGUUCAGACAGUUGUGCCGGCGAACUCGCCAAGCUACAAAUCAGCUGUCAGCAAACACCCACACUCUACGCUUAAGCACAUUUAGAAAUACAUGAAGUAAUUCUGACACUCAUCCAGAUGUGCAAUUCCUAGUCCAUGUUUUAACAAAUCCGGGAACCCACUCCCAAACUGUAACUGUCAAUAAAUUGCUCAAUAUUUUCAGAAGAA
Molecule: messenger RNA, 1135 nt
Organism: Fundulus heteroclitus (mummichog)
Lineage: Eukaryota; Metazoa; Chordata; Actinopteri; Cyprinodontiformes; Fundulidae
Product: P2Y purinoceptor 1
Exons: 1
Coding region: 43-1023 (326 amino acids)
Biological process (GO): G protein-coupled receptor signaling pathway
Cellular component (GO): membrane
Molecular function (GO): neuropeptide receptor activity
Source: RefSeq, a predicted model, not a curated record